Molecule: messenger RNA, 312 nt
Organism: Morchella sextelata
Lineage: Eukaryota; Fungi; Ascomycota; Pezizomycetes; Pezizales; Morchellaceae
Exons: 3
Coding region: 1-312 (103 amino acids)
Source: RefSeq, a predicted model, not a curated record
AUGUGGGUGUGGAUAUGUCGCAGGGUCCUUAGUACUAGUGGUGUCAACAUUCAGGAGGCCUCGAGGCCCAGAAAACCACUCCAGAGGUCUUUCAUCCAAGUUUGGGUUAUAAAAGGCCGAGAUAAGGGACUCUUGACGGCUAGUAGAGUAAGAGAUUAUAAAAAGAUAUCCCCACGGCCUAGCUAUAGAGGAGCUUUUUUAGGUCCAGACUGGCCGGUAUAUAUAUUUGGUUUGAUCGCGGAUAUCUUUGAGAAAAUGCUUAUAAAGCUGGUGUUUCUCAUUUACGUUGAGUGUUGGAGACGAUGUGACUAG